AUGUCCAUCCGUUUGACUGUGCGACAAGUGCCAAGAUUUUUUGCUUUGCAGCAACCCAGCGCACCGGAUUCAGCAAUUUUGGAUGCCAUAUUUAUACCCUUGGCGGGCAGCUUGACAGAGAUGCGCGGUCAGAAGGCUAAUAUGCAUGUGCUUCGCGAAAUGCUGGAACUAUGUCAAAUCAUUGACUCAGAGGGUUACAAUGUCAAGGAUGAGCCGACAAUGCGUGUCAUACCCUUCGGCGAGCUCUUCAAUAUUUACAACUACAUCUCCGACAAGGUGGUUGGCAUUUUAUUGCGUGCGCGCAAGCAUAAACUAGUAGAUUUUGAAGGCGAGAUGCUCUUUCAACGUCGCGACGAUGACGUCCCGGUUUUCCUGCUCAAGCCGAUCGCUGAAAUACGUCAGGAAUUGCAAGCGAAGAUUGAGGAUAUUAAGCGCGGUGGCAGCCCAGCACCACAAGCGACAUCGGUGCUGUUAGACAAGAACGCACACAAGCAGAAGUUGUCGUCGCGCAGCUCCACGCCGUCAGCUUCACCAACACCCUCCAAGACAGCAACGCCAGCACAAUCGAAGGCUGCCUCGCCAGUGCCCUCAAAGGCAUCUUCUCCUGCGCCUUCAGAGAAAGUGCCUGCAGUAACAGCCGCAGCAGCACAGCAACAAACAGUGACUGAAGUGGUGGAGCCAAACAGCGAAGUUAUCCGGCUCGAUAGCGCACAGGAAUCCAGUAAGCCAGCCGAAAAAACCGAUGCUGCUGCUGCAGCGACGCCGGCUGUUGCCGCGCAAUCGGUCGAGCAGCCUGCGCUUGCCGCUGAAAAAGUGGAAGCACCUGUACAAACCAACCCUGCUGCUGAUAUACCCAAUCCGAACGCGAUUAAAAGCGCUGAAAUACCCACGAUUGUCGUUGAUGCCACUGCAGUGCAUACGCGUACAGUGCCGUCACUGGCCGAGAAUGCGUCGGCAGCUGCGUCGGCGGAGGCAAUAGAUGAAGCCGCCACUACCGCGGUUACAGAGCCGCCGACAAGCAACAACAACGCGGAAAAUCCCCAGGCUUAAUUUAUUAACAACAUUAUAGUUAUAUUAAACGAAUUGUUAAGCUAGUUGAAACAUGUAAAGGCUUCCCUAAAGUAGAGUUAGGUUAAAGCGGUGUACUUAUUGGCACAAAACGAAUGCAAUUGGCUAAUGCAAAACUUGAGCAUUAGGCGUAGUAUUAUGGAAUAUUGAUUGCGAAAAUGAUAGAGACGCAGCAACUGACGGCGGAAGUGGAGCUGAGAGAAUUCUCUGCGCAUUCGAGUUGUAAAAUUUUGUAGAUUUCUGAUCAUUUGCGAAAUGACAUUUGCCACAUAUGAAAUAAUAAUUUUAAUUUGUAAAUACAAUUUGCUGUAGUGCGGGUACUAAAACAGGAAAUUAUUCAUUGACUACAUUUUUAUCUCAAUAAAAUAGUAUACAUAGACGGAAAGUAA
Messenger RNA from Rhagoletis zephyria (snowberry fruit fly), 1457 nucleotides. RefSeq names its product mucin-7. Gene Ontology annotation, biological process: positive regulation of Rho protein signal transduction; positive regulation of transcription by RNA polymerase II. NCBI's taxonomy places the organism in Eukaryota, Metazoa, Arthropoda, Insecta, Diptera, Tephritidae. Gene Ontology annotation, cellular component: sarcomere. Gene Ontology annotation, molecular function: actin binding. The record is from RefSeq and is a predicted model, not a curated record.